This is a messenger RNA of Stylonychia lemnae, 348 nucleotides long. Lineage: Eukaryota; Ciliophora; Spirotrichea; Sporadotrichida; Oxytrichidae. The record is from the annotation of a GenBank genome assembly.
AUGUCCUAAAACUAGGAGCAGAAAGUAAAGCCUGAUAAUAUUUAGCGUCAAUUUUAAUAACAAUAGAAAAAAUAAGAUCAUAGUAAAGCAUUGUAAGCUCAGCAAAUAGACAGAAGAAAUCAUUAUCAGACCAGAAUGGCUUUUACUACACAUUAAGUAAGCCAAGAAGAAAUUAAGAUGGGCUUUGGCUUUAAGUUUAGAAGCAAAAAGUUUGUAAAAACCUAUUUGAUGUCAAAAUAAACUUUGGAUAAUAUGAUAUAGAAGAUGAUGGAUAAAAGAGAGAAUUAAACUAGCCAGUAUAAUUAACCUAUUAGCAAUGGCUAUAUCUAAAUGAUAAUAUAGAGAUGA